AACAAAGUGAUGAUUGGUGCUAUGGUGCUGACCGGAGUCUAUGAUGCUGUUAUGACCCUACUCGAUAUAUCCUGAAUGUUCUAUUGGAAAACGCCGGAUCGAGUGACUUUCCUUGAUUCAAUACUUUUUACGACUGUCAACCAGCCUAGCCUCUAUCACGAGCAUGAUAUAGGACCCCUGAAAUCUAUAUAAGCCCCUUCUGUGCCCUCCGUAGAGAUAUUCUUUCAUCAGCAUCAAUUACCAUCAACAGACAUCAAUCGUCCCCUCCAUACUCUCCCAUAAACUAAACAAUGUUUUCCACAAUGUACUGCAUCUCAGCAUUCACUCUUCUUCUUGCCAAUCUCGCCUCCAGCGAACCCAUCCCUCGGUCGCAGGUCGCCCAUAUCACCUUCAUCGGUGCAGCCGAUGCCCAGUUCACCCAGGACUUCCCUGCCGAUGGAUCCAAAGUUGCUAUCACUGACCGCCUGAGUAUCUCUCACAUCGCAUCCAGCACUGCCGGAGUUACCUGUACUUUUAACGGAAUCGACCACAGCGUCACAACCGUAAACGGCGCGGCGACUGUUGACGUCGGACCUCCACAGACGCAGAUCCAAGGAUCCUGCUUGCUUCAAAAUACACCUCCUCCAUCUACACCUCCUCCAAGCUCUACACCCCCACGCGUCGUUCAGAUUACGUUCGAGGGCGCGGCAAAUGCCCAGUUCACCCAGUGGUUCCCGGUUGAUGGCUCGCAGAAUAAGAUCAGCGACCCCCUUAGCAUUUCGCAUAUUGUGUCUACCACUGGUGGUGUUAUUUGCACUUUCAAUGGAAUUGACCACAGUGUUACUACUGUCAAUGGUGCGCAGACUGUUGACGUCGGCCCUCCCCAGACACAGAUUAAUGGGGCUUGCAAGGCACAGUAGGGCUGAUUGGGGUGACUCAAGUCAAGAUAGAAUGAGAAAAUCCUGAGUUGGCUGGCUGUGGUUGUGCUUCUGUGUCUACUUUUGGUGUUUUCUUUGAAAACUCUGUCGAUUAUGCUCUACUUGGAAAUUGUUCAACUAAUAACUAUAAUUAAUAAUAAUUAGGCUAGUUUUUUAUUAGUAUAGUUUAAUAUGGCACGCUCAAUUCCCUCUAUAUACCUUUCACUUACUGAUAAAUAGCUACAAGAGAGACAAAUGCCCUAUGUGCAUUAUUUGUCGGUGUCCUGGCUGGAAAGUCUUGUCAUAUCAUUUGCGCCUUCUAAAGGCUACAUACAUUUCCCGAGACUGAGGCGAUAUCAGCAUAAUACAAUUAAAGACAUUGAUUUCAUCCAGAACCUCCUGUCCAACGUGAAAAGCACCCUACCAUAAACCUAUUAGGAUUAGCCAUAGAUUGCAGCUAGGAGAAGGC
Molecule: messenger RNA, 1365 nt
Organism: Aspergillus wentii DTO 134E9
Lineage: Eukaryota; Fungi; Ascomycota; Eurotiomycetes; Eurotiales; Aspergillaceae
Exons: 3
Coding region: 291-899 (202 amino acids)
Source: RefSeq, a predicted model, not a curated record